This is a messenger RNA of Colletotrichum navitas, 1763 nucleotides long. RefSeq lists its product as uncharacterized. The transcript has 3 exons. The record is from RefSeq and is a predicted model, not a curated record. The coding region runs from base 467 to 1615 and encodes 382 amino acids. Lineage: Eukaryota; Fungi; Ascomycota; Sordariomycetes; Glomerellales; Glomerellaceae.
CCCCUCAGUUAACAACCACCAACCAUUCAAUGCACUGCAGCAAUACGGAUAGACAAACAGCCACCUCCAAGAUGCAUGUCAACAACACUAGUUACGCUGACAGCGUCGAAUACGGAUUCGAUCGGAUGCCGUCGCUGGGUGGAGCGAGCCCCCUUUUGAGAAAUACGGUUGCCUAAUUUCUCACACACACCCUCUCUCUCUCUCUCUGCCAAGUCAUCGCACGAUGGCCCCGGUGAGAUGGCUUUGUUCUGGAGAAGGGCUGUUUCUCCCAUCAAACAAGAAGGGGCUGGAUUAACAAGGGCCGGGCCGAGUCUUUAAUUCGACUACAAUCACUGUCUUGUGUUGUUCUGCAACGACUUGCUGUCGGUCUCGCGUGUCCUGUCCAGAGAGCGACGCCGACAGGACAAGAGGGCGGAACACUACCACCAUCAUCAUCACCCAUGCCGCCCGCCUCAAGCUCACGGCGAUGACAAUGAGCGCGCCCAAGUCAUACCAGCUCGAGUCCCUCGCAUCGGACCCGGACGGCGCCAAGCCCACCUCGCCGGUCGUCCCGAUCGACCCGGCCGACGUGCGGUGGUUGAAUAGCGGUGGCCGGCGCUGCGAGGCGUGCAAGAUCGUCGCGCGCCUCGUUUCGAUGCUGCUGUGCGCCGUCGUUCUCAUCAUCUCCAUGGCCUGGUGGGCCCGCCCGGAACUGGACCAGUACGGUGUCUGGAUGUGGCUGGGUCUUCCGGGGGCCUUGCCCCCGUUCAUGUGGGACCUGGGCGAGUUCCUCUCCUUGUGCGCCCGCCGCGGCCGCGGCAUCACGCCCAAAGCCCACAUCGGCGUCGAGCUGGUCCUGUUCCUCUUGACUUACAUGGCCGGCGUGUGGCUGGCCGUCCAGCUGAGGUUGCAGGAAACCGGCCCGGUCGGCGAAAUGCGCGGCACGCCCCUCUCAUACGCCAUCGCCCAAUCCGUCUUGAUGCUCUUCACCGCGACUAUCCACCUGGCCCUGUUCAUCCGUGCCUGCAUCGAGCGCGGCCGCGAGAUCCGCCAGCGCAGGCCGCGCGUCAUGUACAUCCCCGAGACGGGGCAGACGGUGUACGUCGUCGCCAAGCCGUUCCCCGAACAGCCGCCGCCGCCGUCGCCGCCGCAGCAGCAGCAGCAACCAGCCCGCGCCCCGUCGUUGCCUCAGUCGCUCGACGGCCUCGUCGGCGGCAGCCCGCUGCGCAACGCUUUUCAGCAACCGCAGGAGCUGCUGCAGCUCGAGAUUCCGCCGCUGCCACCGCCGCCACCGCCGUCGUCGCCGAUGAUCAAGAGAAACCCGGUCUCUUGGGUGCCGCGCAAUGCGCCAGCAGCCGACCGCGACCGGUUACUCCGGCCGAGCUUGCGGCCGCCGCCGGAGGACUACGUGCCGUCGGGGGAGGAGCUCGAGAGGCGGAAGAGAGGCGACGCGCAGCCGCAGCUGGUGAUGCCGGGGGACGUGGACAUCAAGUUCGCGACGAGCGUGUCGGGCAUGACGCCGGCGGACGCGGGGGUGCGCGAGGGCAAGUAUCGCAUGGACGUCCCCGCGCACAUGUCGGCGACGUCGGCGGGGGAGCCAUCCGGCAGCGGCGGGGGGAGGACCCGGUCGUUGUGAUCGCUUGGUUCCCCUAUCUGCAUACUAGUCAGCAUUAUAAGUUGUCACGAUAGCCUCAUGCAUUUCCACCUUCUGUAACAGCCCUGUCAGGUGCUGUGGCACGUGGUACUUCCCUAUAUAUAGGACCUCACUUUCGUUACUUAAUCUU